CAUAAGCAAAACAAAGAUGGCGAAAGGAUUUAUUUGAGUAUGUAAACAAAAGAAACCAACUGGAUUAUAUGUAUUAAUUUUCAUCUAAAACAAAUUUCUCUCGACUCAUGGUUUAACUUAACCAAUUAGAAAUGCUCGACCUAGAAGUUGUUCCAGAAAGGUCUCUGGGAAACGAGCAAUGGGAAUUUGUGCUAGGGAUGCCCUUUUACCAGGCAGUGAACAUCCUUAGGAGACAGGAUUCAUCUAUAAAAGGUGUUCAAGUAUGGUACAGUGAUCAGUGCCCCCUUCAAAUGGAUUUAGUGCUCAAUUUAUCUCAAGAUGGGAUUAAACUAAUCUUUGAUCCUGUUUCUCAGAGAUUGAAAAUUAUUGAAGUCAACAGUAUGAACAAAGUUAAGUUGAAAUAUUGCGGAGUUCCAUUCAACACACCACAGAUUCGGCCAACCAUUGAACAAAUUGACCAGUCUUUUGGUGCAACUCACCCGGGCGUGUACAUUGCAGAAAAAAAACUUUUUGUUUUGAAUUUCCGAGGUCUUUCAUUUGAUUUCCCCAUCAAUUCCAAGUAUGAGCCAAAGUACGCCCAUGGCCUGGGUUCCUUACAGUUUCCUAAUGGCAUGUCCCCUGUUGUGGCCAGGAUGUGUAUCUAUGCUGGCAACAGCUUGACAGAUGCCAGGGCCCCUGCACUUCCUGUGACGUGUUUCUAUGGCAACUGUUUCCUGGAGUGUCUAGAGGUUCUCAGAGAUGUCAAUGUUACCUCAGGGCUGAAGUUUAUUCUGGUCACUGAAGGAAACAUACAGGGUAAACUGGUGGAUCCUAGCAAAAAAUCUGUCGUUAGAGUUGUGAGAUUUGGGGACUCUGUACAGGAUGUUGUGAGUAGCCUAGGCUGCCCCAGCCGCAAGUUUUACAAGUCUGAGGACAAGAUGAAGAUCCACCUGCCAGAUGCUCACAAGCAUGUGCGAUCUCGGAGUGCUGAUUACUUCUUUAAUUACUUCACCAUGGGUGUGGAUUUCCUGUUUGAUGCUGUCACUCACAGGGUUAAAAAGUUUGUGCUCCACACAAAUUAUCCUGGGGAUUACAACUUUAAUAUUUACUGUCGCUGUGAAUUCAAAUUGCCAAUCAACAUAGAACCAACCAAAGCCACACAAAGCCAGUCUAGCAUGCUUGAGGAGGAUCUGCUGGUUGUCACAGCUUACUCCAAGUGGGAUGAGGUCCAAAAAAUUCUGACCAGUCCGAAGCAUCGACCUGUCAUCCUCAACAGAUCAGCCUCCACCAACACCAGUAACCCUUUUGGCUCAACAUUCUGUUAUGGCGUGCAAGAUAUGAUUUUUGAGGUGAUGUCCAACCAGCAUAUAGCAUCAGUCACUUUAUAUCACUCUUCUGCUCAGAGGGACCCUGCAGCAUCUUCUUGACCUCAUCACACAAGAUUUCCAUUCUUCUUGUAAAACCAACCAGACUCAGAUGGAUUCAGUUUAUUCCAAUAAAACUAAAUAUACUAGAAUCAACUUGUUAUUAUUGUGCUAUGUGGGUUUUUUUUUAAUUUCCAAUUUAUAGAAAGAAAUUGUUUUUUUUUUAUACAGGUAUUUGUCACAGGGCAAUAUUUUUCCAUCUGACAGUGAGGAUAAAAAAAAAUUAUUGAAUUAAAGUUUUGAAUAAGUUUGUGAAUUCAAGUAGAAUCAUGGAAAUUUUCAGAGAUCUUAGAUAUGUAACUUCAUAUUUCAUAAAUGAAAGUGAUCUAUAACUGUGUCUUUUGUUGUCAAAAGAUGGUCACCGUGUAUCCUUAUAUGCUGUAAAUACGUCUUUAUUAUGCUGUAUAUGUAUCUUCAUAUGACAGCCAUUGUGAAAACUGUGUCUCUUUACAACCUGGCAAUAAUCUUACUUAGGUUCACACUACCAAGUAAUACCUGUAAUAUUUGUUAAAAUACAUUUUCUUACAAAUUUCUUCCUAACUAAAUUCUAGAAAAUUUAGUGUUUCUAAAUCAAUAAAACAACAUCUAAAAACAAGCAAAAAUGCCAAAAUGUUUAUGUAUAGAAUGUAUAGGUAAAGAGGUUGUUGAGCUAAUCAAUGACUUAAUUUGAUUUCAGCCAAGUAUGUAUUGUAAUAUAUACAUAGUACUACUAUUAACAUCAUAUUAUCUAAUCUAGGCUUAUUCUUAGCAUUAUUAACAUACUUAAUAAAUUUAUCAUACAGUUUUUAAAAACCUCAAGGCAUUAUAUUUUUCUAGGAAAGUAAACAAAUUAUCAGCAAGGCAUAAUGAUAAAUGACAACAGACUUUCAAGGUUUUAAAAUUAGGGCAUCAAUAUUGUUGUAAAUAUUGAGUACCAGAUUUGGUGAUUAAUUUAUUUAUACCUAGUCGAUUAUUAUUGGUCAGAAUAAAUUAGAGAGCAGAGCGAGUGCUUUAACUAUUGUUUCAUGAAUGAUGUCAAAAAGAAUUAGAUUUGGCUCAAAAUAAAAGGUUUAAAAUCUUUGAAAGUGUCGGUAAGGAUGCUAUAUUUAGGUUUACUUGUACCGCAGCAAAUGAAGCAUCUCAACAACAGUGCACCAUUCUACAGGUUUGAUUGUAUUGUAGCAAAUGACUUGUCUCUACAAAAGUGAAAACACAUGAUACAAAAUCAAGUAUCUGGGGCAGUUAUAUUUAUAAAUUACUUUCUUUUAAAGCCAUCGGUAAUACGAAAACAUUAAAAAUCUGGUAAUCGUAUUCUAACGAUUAAAAACAACAUAUUUGUUUUACACAAUUUUAUCAAAGGUAAUAAUUACAUUCUGAUACUAAUUCCAGUAACCAUUUUUUUUUAAUUCCUAAAUGGCCAGAAGAAAUCAGAAUCUUAUUUCAACACAGAUAUCUAAGUGUAUUUCCCUUGUUGGUCAAUUUUGUAAUUAAAAUAAUACACAAAAGAAAUUCUAAGUUGAAUUAUUUGUUGAUCAAAAAUAUUUUUCAAGUCCAACUAGAUGUAUGUUUGCCUCUUGCAGAAAACUUAAGUGCCUAUUUCUUUCUUUUUUUUUUUGAACAGUUACAAUAUUUUCAUACAAAUAAUUUCUUUUUUUUACUCUGUGUUGUUAUCACAUACAUCAAACAUGUACUGUGCAUGUCAGUAAAAAUUGACUGAGUGCUAAUUUUGAAAAGUAAACUUGUGUCCACAAUAAUUGUCAAUCAUUUGAAUGUGAUUUUGCUCUUUAACUAUGUCAUGUUAUUUUAUUACAAUUUUAACCUUUUUCUCAUUAUUAAUAGAUUCCAACUUGGAAACAUGUUUUACAGCACUUGUUAAAAAUGUAACCUUUAUAUAUUAACAAGUUAUCUGUUAUAAGUGAGAAAAGAAAAUUUAAAAGGUUUUUGAUAAACCCAAAAAACAAGAUUGCAGUGGUACUUAGAAUGGAGUAAGGCAUAAUUAAUUUAUUAGCAUUUUUAGAAAGAGUUCUUUAAUCAGCAUAAUUACAUUUGGACAAAUCGAUUUCUGAAAAAAAAAUCAGGUUCAGUAGUUUUCUUGUAAGAAUUUUGGUGUAAUUUUCUUCCCAAAAGUUUUCCCUUAUUUCCUAUCAAAAACCACAUCAUUUUAAAUCCUUUUUAAUUUAAAAAUAUUUUUUUGCUUUAGCAUUUUAAAGGUUUAAUCAUUUCUAAUACUUUUCAUAUUUGUGUGCAAACUGUAAUUUCUAAAAAAAAAUUUUUAAUAUUUUUCGUUACUCUUCUGGUAAAUGUAACAAACAAAAUCAAGGUUUCCAUUUGUCAUGGCAGCCUAUAUCUUCAUGCCUGUAUAUAUAUUAUGUUUAUAAAAAUGACUCACUUGGUACUUUGACUAAAAAAGAAAAAUUGAAAAUGUUCUUUCAACUUUGAUAUUUGUAAAUAUAUGGGAAUGUUUCCAUGUCGAAUUUUCUCUUUGACUUCAGUAUGAUAAAACAUUCAUUUUGGUUGUAUUUUUUUUAUAACAUUUCUGCUAGUCCCAGGGUCAUGACCUUUUUGUACCACCUGACAUCAUGUGACCUUGACCUCAGGUUCCAGCUUAUAGGGGCAUUCCAUGGUGAUGGCUGCUAGGUGUGAACCAGCCAAGUAUUCUCUCAUGAUCUCUCAGAUGUUUUAUUUAUUUGUUAACAUACAGUUGGUCGAGAAAUAAUAAGUCUGUUUUUUAAAUGCAGCUGAGAAGAAUAACAGUGAUAAAACAGUGUGCUGCUGCCUGUGGCUGCUUUCUAUCAUAGCACUCCAUUUAUCUGUCAGAGAAAACAGCAUACCCAUGAAUUUACAGUAUUUUUAUAGCACAUCAGAUAUGGUUUUUUUUUUUUUAUUUCAUUUUUUUUUAGUAUUUUGUUUAGAGGGAUAAUAUUUUGUUUCUCAAAAUAUCUGUUGCUUUAGGCCCAUCUAAAACAAAAGUGCUACAGAAUAAACCUAAUUCACUUGUAAUAAAGCAACUCUUUUUACCUCUAUUUAUAAAAACUAAAAUGUGCUGUUGACAUGUUCUAUGAUGUUGCACAGAAAUGACUUGACAUGCCAUUUUAGUUGAAUUUUUAAAAAAAACCUCUUCAAUUAAAUGUCUAUGAAACUCUAAAUGUUACCAGAUCUAAAUGUUACACCCCCCCCCC
Physella acuta is the source of this 4561-nucleotide messenger RNA. RefSeq names its product phagosome assembly factor 1. Gene Ontology annotation, cellular component: trans-Golgi network. NCBI's taxonomy places the organism in Eukaryota, Metazoa, Mollusca, Gastropoda, Physidae. Gene Ontology annotation, biological process: Golgi to plasma membrane protein transport. The record is from RefSeq and is a predicted model, not a curated record.